This is a messenger RNA of Lytechinus variegatus (green sea urchin), 5971 nucleotides long. RefSeq names its product maestro heat-like repeat-containing protein family member 1 (gene mroh1). The coding region runs from base 20 to 5023 and encodes 1667 amino acids. The record is from RefSeq and is a predicted model, not a curated record. The transcript is spliced from 37 exons. Lineage: Eukaryota; Metazoa; Echinodermata; Echinoidea; Temnopleuroida; Toxopneustidae. Gene Ontology annotation, cellular component: cytoplasm.
UCAGGAUACUGAGAGCUGCAUGAUCAUGCCGAAUCCGGGAGAGGAACCAGUACUCGGUACUGGUGGACAGAUUGAUGGCAUGGUGAUGUCCCUGAUAGAUGCUGCUUAUGACAAAAAAGCUAAUGUAAGAAGCAUCAUUAUCUCUUCAUUGGUGGAUGUUGGCAAGAAGAAACCAAAGCUUGUUCUCAGCUCAUGUCACUCAUAUUUAAGAAAACACAAUAAGUUACCCAAAGAUCACAGGACAGUAAUCCUCCAGACGAUGGAGCGAGUCUUAAAGGAAGGAGAUGAUGUACCAGGUGCACUCUCUAUGGAUCUUAUCAAACUAGCCUCCGAUGAAAUGACCACUUCAAAGGAAGUGGAACCAGAGUGGCAGACUGCUGCUAGCAAUGUCCUAGUUGCCCUUGGUAACAAGUUAUGCAAUGAUGUCAUGGAAGAUCUCUACAAGAAAUUCCAGCCUGGUUUCCUUCCACAUUUCUUUGUUGUACAAACCAUGGCUAACCUGGCCAAUGUCAAUCCAUUUGGGUUUGUACCUCACCUGAGUGCUGUAUUGAGUACUAUGAUACCCAUGUUGGGUAUGGCCAAACAUGACAACAUGAAGUGGGUCUUCUCUGCAGCAUUUGCAAGAUUCAGCGAAAGCAUCCUUCAUUAUGUAGCCAACUCUGACACUGCUCCAGAUCCAACAAUAAAGAAAGAAACUUACGCUGAUCAGAUCUUCUCUGGUUUUGAUGUACUAUUCUCACUGUGGCUACCAUCAAAGGAGGCUAAGCUACGUCUGAUAGUAGUUGAAGCAUUAGGUCCAAUGACUCACAUUAUGACCAAAGAGAAGUUAGACGAACAACUUCCUAAACUAGUCCCUGGUAUCCUAGCACUCUACAAGAAACACCAAGAGGCUUUCUACAUUACACAGGGAUUGUGUAUGAUUCUAGAAGCAGCUGCUGCUGAGGGUAGUACUAUUCUUGACCCACAACUAGAUACCAUCCUAAACACAAUGCAUGCACAGGUGUGUGUACCAGUAGACUACACCAACCCAACAGGUCUCAAGAAUCAUAAUGAGGUCCGGCGUUGUUUUUCGGUCCUAGCUACGUCUUUCCCUGAUCGUGUAGUCAACUUUUUACUCCUGAAGCUAGACAACAGUAAUGAGAGAAUUCGCAUUGGUACACUGGCUGUAUUUAAACAACUGAUUAACUCUGCAGGCCCUCAUAUGGAAGACAAGAAGCCUUUGAUUUUAUCUGGUCUCAAGCCUGUGUUACAGGAGAACAAUAACAAGGUGAAGAAGAUGUUUGCCCAGGUUGUAAUAGCUAUGGCUGAUCAUGAUUACUUGUUACUAGAGGGUGGUCAUCGUAUGGUUGAAUUCAUCAUCUGUCAGUGUACCCUUACUCCAGAUGUACAGACUGGUAAAAGGAAUCCUGAUCCGGAGUUUGUGAGUAAUGAAGCUUUAAGAUCUAUGAGUGAGAAUGUGCUUCAUCUCAUUACUACAACUAUUGGUAGCAUGGAAGAGGUUUUAUGGCCAUUCCUGUUGGAGUUCCUAGCUUUACCUCAGUACACGGACGCCAUGAUGCCAUUGUGUCGUAACCUAGCCUACAUAGCAUCUAAGAAACGAGAAGCCCAAGAUGAGGAUUAUAUGAUAGACUUUGAGACACUUGUCAAUGUUCCCAGACCAUGCUCUAUCAUUGCCAGGCUCAUGGUAAUGGCCGGUAGACCAGACAAUGGUCGUCAGAGAGGUGUGUAUGUUCUCAAGUUGAUGCUAGGGUUAUCUCCGAACCUGAAUGAAUCAAUAGCAGACAUGUGGGAUGCAGUCAUUCCCAAGCUCAUACAGUAUUUAGAGGAUAAUCUUGAUAAUCCUGACAAGUGGUCCCAGAAAGCUUGGGAGGAUCUUCUCUUAAAGUUAUUGUCCAAGACAUUAGAUGAUGCACAGAAUGAAGACUGGGUUGCUGCAUUAGGAACAUGUUUUGGAGAACAUACUGCUUUGUAUCAAAACAUGCCAGAAGAAAAGAAUUUCUUGUAUAAAUGUCUUGGAGUGGUGAUGAGGAAAGUGACAAACAAACAGUUUAUCCAGAAGCACCUUGAUAUCAUGUUUGCUGUGGUUAGACAUAAUAACCAGACUGAAAGAGAGGGUUGUGCAAUUGGCGUUGGUUUCUGUGCUUCAUCCCAUCUGGAUCUAGCCCUCACCAAACUUGAAACUGUAACUAAGGGAGAAAUGACCAGGAAAUCAUCUGGUUUCUUUGGAUUUGUGAAGGAUAAGGGAAAUGAUGACACUGGUAAGAUCAAGAGUACAGUGAUGCUUUGCUAUGGAUAUCUAACACUCUAUGCUCCUACAGACAUCAUCGCAUCAAGGGUUGAAACAAAUAUCCUCAAGAAUAUCAAUCCGCACUUCAAAAAUGUCAAGGAUGCUGCUGUAAAACAGAACCUAAUCCGAGCUGUAGACCUGAUCGGGAAGGCCUUGCAUCCAGACCAUCUCAAAACCAGGCACUCGUUUGCUAAGAAGACUGAUUUACUCGCUCACAUGAUGUCAUACAUGCAAGCAGAGAGUACCAAGGAGAUUACCACAGAUACAAGAGCUUUAGCACUUCAAGCAUGUGCAGCAUUAGUUAAACUUGAUCCUCUUCUUACUGAGGCUGAUGCGUUUACACUUAUCAAUACUGGUGUGACUUGUCUCUUUAAGCUCCCUGACUGCCCGCUCAUGACCUCUAAGGGAAAGGAAGAACUUCGAGAAGAUGAAAUCAAAGAGUACGAUGUGCUGAUAGAAUCAUCAUUGGAUGGUCUUCAUGAGAUGCUUAAAGAGCUUCUGAGGAAAGAUAUCACACCAAUAGGCUUCCAUAAUAUAUUCAAGCAUCUACAUCCAUGGUUGUUAUCUGGUGAGGGUCAUGAGAGACAGAGAGCAGUAGAGACUACCAUGGUCCUUCUAUCAUUCUAUCUGGAACAUGUAGAAGAUGUCACAGGGGGGCCCUCUGCCUUUACCUGUAUGGGUGAAAUCUUAGCCUACCUUGUCCCAAGGUGUUCAGAUCCAUGCAUUGACGUCCGUGGUCAAGCUAUAGAAGGCAUUCAACUCACACUUAAGAUUGCUCUACUAUAUGAAGGGAGAGCAAGAGAUUAUGAAGACAAGAUGGUAGAAGCCCUUUCCGUCCUUCGGGGUAGGAGUACAACCACUGAUGCUCAGGCUCUAUUUAGUAUCAUAAGUGAUCUAUCAAAGGCCCUUGCCAGGAGAAUACCCAGUGAACAACUAGAAGGUUUUGUAUUUCUACUAAUAGAAGGACUCCUUGAUACUCAAUCUCAUUGUUCCAGUGGUGCUUGUGUAGUACUCAACACUAUCCUAAAGUCAAGAGGAACUGAACUCAUCACAUCAGUUGUAAAGCUUAUAACUGCCCUCCACAUCAAGCUAGCAUCAAUCACGUUCCCACAGACCCGUACAGGAACAAUGAGAGCCAUUAGAACACUAGCCUCUACCCAUCUAGAACCCGUCCUUAAUACACUUAUCAGAUUCCCACUUCCUUAUGACCAACACAUCAUAGAGUGUUGGCGUACAUUAGCCUGUGAUGGCAGUCUUCUGCAGGCCGUCUAUGAUAGAUGUUUGGAUAUGAUGGCUCGUAAUGUACAUGUUGAUGAGAAGAUAGAUCCUAAAUCCAAGAAAAUCCUCUCCAAGGUUGCCAAUUUGAUGCCGUUAUCUGUUGUAUCAGCUCUGACUGAAACAUUCCAAGUGGAGGAAUCAGAAGAUGUUGUUACUGAUAACUUUCCAAGGUUGUUCUCGUCUCUACUGAUCUACAUUGGCUCUUGCGUGGGUAAGGUCAAACCUCCGUCCCUCAAAGCUGAUCAGAUCCAACAACAAGAGAUUGUCAAUGUGAAAGAUGUGAAAGCAUUCAACAAGGCCUUGGCUGUUAUCUGCCCUAGCUUCUUGGCAACUGAAUCUAUUAAGUGUUUGCUAGCAAGAGGGCCUAAUUCUGCAGAUCUGAUGGAGCUACUUAGUAAGGAGGGAGUAUGGACUAAACUGCAAGAAGAGGAAGAGUAUGAGGAUGGGGUACAGAUACUUGGGAGGGCUGUGGCAGAGUACAGAGGCAACUACAUCCCUCGGAUCGUUGGAGCUGUCUCUCCAAACCUCAACAGUCUGUUUGAUACACAGAGAAUUGUUACAACAGCUUUCUUAGCUGAGCUGAUCAAUCAGAGAUGUGCAGGCGAUAUCUCUCAAGUUGAGAUCAUCAUGAAUAAUCUCCUUGGUAGGCUUGUUGAUGGCAAUGCUGUUGUUCGUAAGCUUUGCAUCAGGGGUCUUGGUAACAUAGCAAGUCUUGGAUCUGAUCAGGUUCAGAAGUAUUCUACGACUGUGUUAUCUUCUAUGAUGGCUGGUAUGGAUGAUAAAGAUGACCCAGAGGAUAGCAUCACCUUGGAAGCCAUGUCUGGUCUAACUCGUAUCCUUAUGGAGAUCUCAGAGAGCAACGUUAGACCUAUCCUUAUCAAUGUUACUUUGCGCAUUAGACCUUGCUUUGAAAAGGACCGUGCGUCAGUACGAGCAGCAUCCUUUACCCUAUUUGGUAACCUGAGUCGGUUUGGUGAUGGUCCAUCAAGAGAUCCAUUCCUUGAGCAGAUCCAUACAAAUUUUGUUAGUCUACUGCUUCACCUUAAUGAUGAAGAUGAUGACGUUAAGAAGUCUUGCAAAUUUGCUCUAAGACAGUUUGGUCCUUUGAUGGGGUCUAGUGCAAUGAAUGAUAUGUUCCAGAAGCAUCUGCUUGAGGACAGAAAACUCAACUAUGGAGAAUUCAUGUAUGACCUCUCUAAAGUCAUUAUUGUUGACUUACUUCAGAAAGUGAAUUUCUAUGUGAUGGGUAACGUUUCAUUCUUCCGUAGUGCUUGGCCAGAUAUUAGAGCUAAUGCUGCUAUGUGUGUUGGAUUCUUACUUGGAAACCUACCUAGAGAUAAUCAUAGUCUUAUCAGCAAGGAUCAUGUCUGCGGAGCUUUGAUUCAACUUCUUAAAGAUCCAGAGCCCUCUGUAAGAGUCAAAGCAGCUGAAGCCAUGAGUCUUCUCUUUAACUUCUAGACAAAUUUGGUACUUAUGAUAUAAUCAUCUUUAAUAUUCAGCAAACAUAUAUAUAUCAUUUCUUUCAGUACAUAGUGAAUUAGCAAUCAGAAAACAUGGGGAUGUGACUUUGAAAGUAGGUAUUUAAAGAGAGUUUAUUGCAUCUCAUUGUGGAGUUUACAACUUGGGAUCUUGGGAUUUUGGAUGAAAAUUGUACAUAGUUAUUCCUGCAGUAGCAUGAAUCAAUGUGUGAUGCUAGCUUCUAAAGCAAGUGCAGUAUACUAGUAAAACUCAUCAUUUUACAUGAGAUAUAUAGUGCAGUAUGUAAUAUGUGUGGUAGACUAAUGAUUAGCAAAGUCACAUUUUUUUAUUGACUUUAAUGAUGUUGUUAUUUAUUUCCAUCAUCAUAUGAUGGACAAAGCAUAUUUUGCUUGUAGUUCUGGUUUAUAUACAGACAGAUCUCAUGAUAUAUUACAGCUUAUAAAGCAAAAGAAUGAACUACAUGUAACAAACCUGUUGGUUCAUUAUUUAAUACAUGUACUUGCAUGAUCAGAUGAAUGAUUAAAAAUAAAAUUUGUAUCUCUUUUAAAGUGCUGAUGUCAGAUAUUCAAUCAAGAAAGAUAGGGUUUUCAAAAUUUAAACAAGUUUAAACAAUAAAUAUAGUAAUUAAUAUAAAUAUUAAUAGGCUGCCGUAGUAAUACUUAAAAAAAUUGCAUUUUGUAAAUAAAUGAGUCAUUUCCAAUUAAGAAAAAAAAAUAGUAGGAAACAACUGAGAAAAAGUUCUGGUUCUGUUCAAGUCAUUUUCCUGCAUGAAACUGAAAAGAAGUACAUUUUUGUUAUCAAAAAGAAACAAUUUGCUUUAAGUUUUGUGAAGUUGUAUUGAAGUUAGUGCGAAGAAGUGCAGGUUUUUGUCUCACCUGCAUAGCAGAGUGAGACUAUAGGCGCCGCUUUUCCGACGGCGGCGGCAGC